Molecule: messenger RNA, 690 nt
Organism: Colletotrichum higginsianum IMI 349063
Lineage: Eukaryota; Fungi; Ascomycota; Sordariomycetes; Glomerellales; Glomerellaceae
Exons: 2
Coding region: 1-690 (229 amino acids)
Source: RefSeq, a predicted model, not a curated record
AUGAAAUCUCGACGCGUUCCCAAACCUCUUCCCCUGACUGCGUAUUGCCUUACAAAGGAAAGCAACUAUAUGGCUCUCUUGUAUCCCCCUCCAUCCCAGCCCAUGACGCCGCACAGCUUGACGGACAAGCAGCGCCAGCGCCUUGAAGCCCUGCAACUUUACAUGAACAAGCCUGAACCGGUUCUCAUCUGCCGGCCUUGCGGUUACGCAUUGAAGUCGUUUGGGGAGCGCGUAAGCCGCCACCUGGCUGAGAAACACGACGUGCCAAAGACGCAACGCCGUGGGCUGAGCGCGCUGGUGAAGUCCCUGCAGCUUGGGGACCCGAACGACGUCGCUCCCCGUCCUGACGGCCUCCCGCCGCACGAAGCACUAACGGCCACCCGCGGCCAUGCCUGCCGUCACUGCAGCUAUCGGACGGCAAGCGAUGAUCUGGUCUGCCGCCACCUCUCUAAGGCACACGGCAUCAAGGACUGGCGGAAGGCGGACGGCUGGCAACGGGACCAGAUCCACAGCGGUGUCCUACUCCAGAGCUGGUCAUCUGCGCUGUUUGCCUUGAUCCACCUCACCAGCGGACAAGCUGCACGUGGAUCCGAGCUGGCAAGCAUCGAACACCGAAACGGGACCUCCACGCCGCGCGGCGUCUACGUUUACUCCGGAGCACUAGCUCGUCCUUAUCACAAGGCAUCAUAA